Messenger RNA from Penicillium samsonianum, 1104 nucleotides. RefSeq lists its product as uncharacterized. The coding region runs from base 1 to 1104 and encodes 367 amino acids. NCBI's taxonomy places the organism in Eukaryota, Fungi, Ascomycota, Eurotiomycetes, Eurotiales, Aspergillaceae. The record is from RefSeq and is a predicted model, not a curated record. The transcript is spliced from 2 exons.
AUGGCAAGCACCGGUUCUCAUACAUACUUCCUCGGCCUCGCCGCAUAUGGCUUCGAUGCCUUGUGGGGCUCCAUGAUGCGCAAUGGCGCCGUGCAAGCUAUUGGAGCCAUCAAAUCAACGGGAAUUCUUCCCAGCGGCGACAGUCUGGUUACCAAUAUGACGGGAGUUCCGUCGUUGGAUGGGUUUCUUUUGUCUCCGGUAAUCUUCUACGAUACCCUGAUGUAUGAGAGGCAUCCAGUGCAUCGAUCCCUACUGGUUUCUCUGUUCACCAGCAUGCAAGCGACUGCCAUAGGGAUGUUGAUUAAUGGAAUCAACAUCGAUAAAAAUGUAAAUAUUUGGUCUUUGGUAGAGCACACAGCCUGGGGAAUCUUCAAUCAAGCCUAUGGCGCUGCAUUUGUUUACCCCUUGUAUUGCCUUGCCACCGUUUACAAAGCCGUCCAGUCACCAACUGAAGGGGUAAACGAGAAGAAAGAGUCUGGAGAAAAACAUUUGCCAGAUAUCGCCGACCGCGAAGCAAUAGUAUACACCAGCAUUGCCAUCGCCGCCGCACCCCUAUGGCUUCUUUAUCCAGCGUUUUUUCAGUGCAGUAGCAUAACUCGCCAGCUCUUGAUAGCCAGUUACCGUGUCUCUCCCGCUUUACUGGCUUCGCUACAUCCUAUUUUGGCCUUCAUCCUACGUCGGCUAUGGCCUGAGAAAACAGUUACAGCGGAUAAGGCUCAUUCUCAAAAAUUGGUACAAGCUUCAUUGCUAGUCGGGGCUACUACAGCGGCUCUGGGCCAUCUAUAUGCUAUACUGACAGGAAUACUGUCCCAUCGCGCAUCCUUCGCUCAGGUAUUCUUCCCGUGGGCAGCUGGGACUGGGCUAAAAUGGAGCGCCCAGCAAUUCCUACAAAAGGAUAUCUUUGUCAUAAUUGCCACUCUGGCCCCUUAUUCAGCUCUCCUGCUACGUCCUAAUAGUGGGAAUGUUCCCACGGAGAAAGAAUCGGCCCGCAAGAGGUGGACGGAGCGGAUCUCCAACAUGAACUUCAUGCCGCGAGUGGUGGUUUUGACUGGGCUUGCAUUCAUUUUUUCUCCUGGGUUUGUAUAUAAUUUGUCGAUGGCGUAG